Messenger RNA from Cyanistes caeruleus (blue tit), 852 nucleotides. Lineage: Eukaryota; Metazoa; Chordata; Aves; Passeriformes; Paridae. The record is from RefSeq and is a predicted model, not a curated record.
AUGUUUCUAUAUUCCUUUAAAAAGAAUGGUAUCAUUCAUGUAGCAGGUGUUGACAAUUCUGGAAAGAAGGUGAUUACCUUCAGUUGCUGCCACAUGCCCCCCUCCCACCAGUUCAAUCACACAAGGUUGCUUGAGUAUUUAAAGUAUACUCUGGGCCAGUAUGUAGAGAAUUAUUAUACAGUUGUCUACUUUCACUAUGGCCUGAAGAGCCUGAAUAAACCAUCUCUGAAAUGGCUACAAACAGCCUGCAAGAAAUUUGACAGGUAGUAAGUCUCUAAAAGAUCUGGUAAGGCAUUGUAUGUUGUUCAUCCAACCAACUUUAUAAAAAUUCUGUGGAAUAUCUUUAAACCUCUUAUAAGCCACAAGUUUGGGAAAAAGAUCACAUACUUGAACUAUUUAGAUGAUCUGGGAGAACAUCUCAAAUAUGACCAGUUAAAUAUCCCUCAAGAAGUUAUCUGAUAUGAAGAAAAUCUUUGGAGGAAACAGAAGGGAAAACUUCCACCUAUGGUUAAGAUUCCUCCACCAUGGCCACCUCUGCCUACCCAGCUAUUUGGAGUCAGCCUGCAAUAUUUGAAGGACAAAAAUAAAGGUGAACUAAUCCCUCCAGUAAUGAAGGAAACUAUCCUUUUGCUUAGGGAGAGAAGACUACAAGUAGAGGGCCUCUUCAGGAGGUCAGCCAGCAUCCAAACUAUCAAAGAUGUGCAGAAACUACAAUCAGGGUAAAUUUCUGUGAAUUUUGAUGAUUAUCAUAAUAUCCAUAUUCCUGCUGUUAUACUGAAGACUUUCCUUUGGAAACUCCCUCAGCCAUUUGACUGUUAUGAACAUAUCCUUGAAAUCAUCAGUGAGUGGUGA